GUCCUUCAGCUGUUCCCAGGGAGAGGAAGAACUAGUGGUGGAAAACGGUGACUUUUUUUUUAAGACUCAUCCCGGAAUGGAUUAAGACUCAUCCCGGAGUGGAUUAAGACUCAUCCCGGAGUGGAUUAAGACUCUUCCCAGGCGCAUAACUGGAUUUAGUUGCUUUCUCUUUUAACUCGAAUAACACGACAUCCAUAGCAACGGGGUCGCGUGCACACUUUAGCUAAAAACUUUAGCCGGCUAGUUUGCUAAAGACAACUAAACUACACGACUACAACGUUUACCUGUAUCUGUUAGCACUCACACCUAAAUAAAUAGUUUAACAAUAAAAAUAGUUAAACAAAAGCCGAACCAGCGCCGUUAGGUUGUGUUUAUUAUAUAUUAAAACCUAUCGACAUUUAGGUUAGCUAGCCUGUUAGUGCUAGCAGAGAGAUGACAGUCAUGCUGUAUGACAGUAUCUAAGCUGGGAAUAACUUACUUUAGUCCUCAAGUGCAUAGAGAGAGAGAGCGAGCAGAGUUACUUAGACAGAGAUUGUUUAGACAUCAUACCUGUGUGCGCUGGUCCACAGUGUAUAUAGUGUCAAUGGUCUCCACAUCCUCAUCCAUGUGUUUGGAGAGAGCUCCUGUUGUGCGCCCUCUAGCGGGGAAGUCGAGAGUAAACAACGCGUGCAUGCUUUUAGGCUUCAGGUCAGCAGGUGUCACCUCACAUGACUUUGGUACUUUACUAGGAGGAAAUCUCAGGAUCCUUAAGAAUAUUAUCCUCCAGGAUGGUGCUGAAUUUACAAAGGUGUGGACCAAAUCCUCUAAAUCUGUCGUCUCCUAUGAAAGUGGAAGGCUAUAUUUUGAAAAUUACAGGUGCUCGUACACCAGCCUAACACCUCAGCCGCAACUCUUAUACGAGAUGCCAAAGAGAUCCAAAGCUGAGAAGAUUGAGGAUUCUUUAUUAUGCCAAUGUUCGCUUGAUAAAACACUCCCAUGGGCUUUGGAACAGAAACCCAGCCUUCUAUCCCUAACAGCUAAUAACUGGUUAUAUCAUCUCUCAGCUGACACAGGACAAAUACUGCACAGAGUCUACCUCUCACCUCAUUUCAAAUUCAGAUCACUGGGAUGGGAUGUUUCUCUGGAAACAUUUUAUGUCAAAUCCACUCAGCAUAAACAGACACCACUAGCACGACAGGCUGGCGUUGAGAACAACAUCCUCAUGCAUUUAGCCAUAUUCAAAGUCUUUCCUCUUGACAUUAUUGGGCUGCUGGAGAUCAACAAAAAUGUCUUUGGUAAAUCUGUGGUUGAUGUUCUCUUGUCUCAAGGAGUGUUGGCUGUUUCACACAGUUCAAAAUGUGUAAAGCUUUACAGCUUUGAAUAUAUAGUGAAAAAGUUUAAGACUAAAGAGCUGGUACUGGGACAGGAGUGUGAUUUAUAUGGUGCUAGAGGAAUAGUGGGAGACACUCCCUAUGGCAUUCCAGUCAACAUUCACAUCAAGGAGUGUCCUCCUGCAUUGUUCGAGAUGUCGUACUUGGAUAAUGGGAUACAGAUCGGUGGCCACCCAUGGCACUACAUCUACACACCUAACAAUAAGAGACACAAGGGGACACACCACAUAUGUUCCAUCACUGAUGGUGCCCUGGCAAAGAAUGGUGUACAGGAUAUGAAGUGUGAUUCACUAGAGGAAGACUGGAUCUUCUUCCACCCUGAUGACUCAGGCAGGAUUAUCCAUGCUGGGCCCAGUACCAUAAAUGUUCUGAAAAUUAAGGCAGAAAAAGAAUUCAUUUCAAAUUAUGAGGUGGUCUGUGACUUCUCUAUCGUAGCAUCCAGAGAAGACCGCGCCACCUCGCAAGUGACAGUGACCUCCUCUGGCCGAACUGUGAGAAAAAGAAUUCAGCAGCUAGAAGAUGAUCCUGAUCAGGAGACAUUUAAGAUGGUUAAAUAUGAAGAUGAGCUGGACCUGUUAGCCAUUGUAGAUGUCAGUCAUACAGAAGAUGAUGGACAAGCUCAUGUUUGCCUGCACCACAACAAAAGUGGAAUGUUGCUGAAAAAAAUUGCACUUCAGGAACCAUGGGAUGUGACCUACAGUCACGAAGUUUACUUCGACAGGGACACGAUCAUCCACAUUGAACAAGAGAGGAAUAACAGCUACUGUUGCCAUGUUUAUAAGAUGACACGAAGGACAAACUGAUGACCCUGUGAACACACGAAUACGGAAAACCAACAGCUAUGAACACGUUCCCUACGAU
This is a messenger RNA of Tachysurus vachellii, 2231 nucleotides long. RefSeq names its product ddb1 and cul4 associated factor 17 (gene dcaf17). The transcript has 14 exons. Gene Ontology annotation, cellular component: Cul4-RING E3 ubiquitin ligase complex. The coding region runs from base 449 to 2173 and encodes 574 amino acids. Lineage: Eukaryota; Metazoa; Chordata; Actinopteri; Siluriformes; Bagridae. Gene Ontology annotation, biological process: protein ubiquitination. The record is from RefSeq and is a predicted model, not a curated record.